ACAGAGGAGGAAGGAGAGAGAGAGAGAGAGAGAGUGGGAGAAGGAGAAGGAGAAGGAGAAGGAGAAGGAGAAGGAGAAGGAGAAGGAGAAGGAGAAGGAGAGAGUGAGGGAGAGGAGGAGGAGGAGGAGGAGGAGGGAGAGGCGAGCGCUGUCCAGCCCGGCUGCAGCUGCAGCUCCCAGUGUCCCCCCGACAUGGCUCCGACCCUGGCGACAGCCCACCGCCGCCGCUGGUGGAUGGCCUGCACGGCCGUCCUGGAGAACCUGCUCUUCUCGGCUGUGCUGCUGGGCUGGGGAUCCUUGCUGCUCAUGCUCAAGUCCGAGGGCUUCUACUCUUACCUCUGCCAGGAGCCAGAAAACACCACCAACAGCAGUGGGACGGGAAGCAAUGGGACGGAGGCAGAGAUCAUCCUGCGGAUGAAUGGCUGGCUCGUCUGCAAGGACCAGGACGAGAUGCUCAACCUGGCCUUCACCGUCGGCUCGUUCCUGCUCAGCGCCAUCUCGCUGCCUCUCGGGAUCGCCAUGGACAAGUAUGGGCCCCGCAAACUGCGGCUCAUCGGCAGCACCAGCUUCGCACUGUCCUGCCUGCUGAUCGCGUAUGGAGUCAGUAACCCUGACGAUCUCUCAGUGCUGAUCUUCAUUGCACUCUCGCUCAAUGGCUUUGGAGGCAUGUGCAUGACGUUCACCUCACUCACGCUGCCAAACAUGUUUGGAGACUUGCGGUCCACCUUCAUCGCCCUGAUGAUCGGUUCCUACGCCUCGUCGGCUGUGACCUUCCCUGGCAUCAAGGUGAUCUACGACCUGGGGGCCCCAUUCAUCAGCAUCCUGCUGGCCUGGGCGGCCUGUGGAGGCUUGGUCUUCCUGAACUGCCUCCUCAACUGGCCCCUGGAGCCCUUCCCGGGGCCCGAGGACAUGGACUACACGGUGAAGAUCAAGUUCAGCUGGCUGGGCUUUGACCACAAGAUCACGGGCAAGCAGUUCUACCGACAGGUGACCACAGUCGGCCGCAGGCUGAGUCUGGGCAACUCCAUGAAGCCGCAGGACAAGCUGUGCGUGCAGGAUGGUAACAAGCUCUGCCUGUCCACCGUCGACCUGGAGGUCAAGUGUCAGAGCCAGGAUCAAGACUCCACCUCCUUCAUGCAGAGUAUCUUCAGUCCCGUGUACAUCCUCAGCCUGGUCACUAUGUGUGUCACCCAGCUCCGUCUCAUCUUCUACAUGGGUGCCAUGAACAACAUCCUGGAGUACCUGGUGGAGGGCGACAUCGUCACCGUCAGCCUGUACUCCUCCAUCUUUGGUGUGCUGCAGCUGCUAUGCCUGAUGACCGCGCCAGUGAUCGGGUACAUCAUGGACUGGAAGCUGAAGGACUGUGACGAUGGUGCAUCCGAGGAGAAGGAGCUGGCUGCUGGGAAGAAGCCGGACGGCAAGAAACGGGACCGGAAGAUCCAGAAGAUCGCCAACGCCACACGAGCUUUCGUCUUCACCAACUUCCUGCUGGUGGGGUUCGGGGUGACCUGUCUCAUCCCCAACCUCCCCCUCCAGAUUCUGUCCUUCAUUCUGCACACCAUCGUUCGAGGCUUCAUUCACUCAGCGGUGGGCGGACUCUACGCAGCAGUAUACCCCUCCACACAGUUCGGCAGCUUGACUGGAAUGCAGUCGCUCAUCAGUGCACUCUUUGCUCUCCUCCAGCAGCCGCUCUUCCUGGCAAUGAUGGGCCCACUCCAAGGCGAUCCCCUCUGGGUGAACAUUGGGCUGCUGGGUGUCAGCAUGCUGGGCUUCUGCCUGCCCGGUUACCUCCUCUUCUACCGACACCAGCUGCAGAAGCAGAAGGCACGGCAAGCUGAGGAUGCCAAACUCUUCAUGAAAAUCAAUGGCAGCUCCAAACACGAGGCCUUUGUGUAGGCCCCGGGCUGUGACCCCGAGGCAGGACUUUGUUGACACGUGUCCCUCUCACUCCAUCCACACGCCCGCCGGUGAGACUCUCGCAGGCUCCUGGUCGGAGCUGGAGACCCUUCUCUGGAAACUACAUCUCAAGAUCACCAGUUAAUCACCUUAUUUAUGUGGGAUGGGCAGCCAUUCCCUCUAAUUUAUUGGCCAAGGUCGUGGUGCUUAUGAUCUCUCUGUACUUGUUGGCAGGUCCUGUUUGGAGGGAGCUCACUUCUCCUGGAUUGUCCAUCCAGAGCCUGCAGCCUAAUGUUUUGGGCAAGAAAGAUCAUCCCCUCUGUCUUUUCCAGAAGCUUCUAUCUCCCUCCAAGUAUCUGCUACCCGGAGAGGUUGGAGCCAAGUGUGGGGUGGUUGGGGUUUGAGUACAGUUUCCCCAAGUGUCCAGCCCCAGGACAAGAGCCACAGGAUGUCCCACCAGGAGAUGCCAGUGAUGUCCACCCAGGGCAGCCUGGGGUCACUGACCAGUAUGGUCCCAGCCCCCACAGCUGGGGGUCUGCCCCACUGACCACAGCAGGAGAUGGGGGCGGCAAGACCAUCCUUGAUCAAUCUGGGCAUCAGGAGGACUUCCUUCAUGGAACUGCAGCUGGGGUGAGGGGGCUUUGACCCCACUCUCCCCAGGAGUUGGAGAGGGUGACCCCAGGGUGUUAACUUUAACCCCACAGAUUGGGGGCAGUGGGGGGGGGGUGUCCCAUCGCCAGGGCGGUUCCCACCCAUGGCCACCAGAGGGCAUAUGUCAUGGCUCGGGGCUGCCCUCUGGAGGCCGGGGGUGUAGGUGGCCGGAGUCCGUCCCUGUCCAGCGGCCGGAGUCUCUGCCCUCCAGCAGCCAGGAGCCUGUCCCCUGGUUCAGCAGCUGGGAGCCCGUCCCCAUCCAGCGCGCACUCUCCUGACUGGCACUGGUAGGACACCCAACAUGCCCUCACCAGUUGCUCCCUCGAUGCCCAGACCGGACCACCGCAGAUGGAGAGAGCAGCUCGGCACCUCCUUCCAGGGGCAGUUGGCAGUGGCCUGGGGUUGGGGGGUCACGUUGUGGCUCCAGGUUUGGGGUGGGGGUUGAGUCCGUAAAGGUGUCCUGGAGAAGGUAAAAAAAAACCCCACUCUGGGACGGCAGGCUUCCACUGCUUCAGUACGAGCUGCUCUUCACCUUGAUGCAUCAUCCCCAGUCACUGCCAAUGACCACCAGCAGUGUGUCCCUCCUGGCUGUAGAGCGAGAGGGCGUGGGUUGCAGCAAAGUCUGGGUCCUUGGACAAACUCUUCAAAACAGGUUUGGAAAACCUGCAGAAAAACCCAUUUUGACUGCAGAUUAUUGAAAACUGCUCCGUCCCGUUUGAGUAUUGGAACUAGUCUCCUGUGUUAAAGGGGCAGUGCCACUGUAUUCAGGGAUGACGCACUGCAUUGAAUGUAUUAAAGGGCUGAUUCUCUUCAACUGUAAGAGCAGCGCAGCAGUGUUAGAGGGUCCUUCAUUUCGGGGUGUAAUCCCAGGCGAGACAUCCGUGUAGAAUUCACGGGGCGCAGGACACCCUCCCUCCCCCGUGGUCACACAGUCAGGUGCGGCCUCACACAAUGGGUGCAGCUGAGGAUAGCUAAACCCUGCAGAUGCUGGAGGUCGGAGGUAAGUCCCAAGGAGGCUGGAAACACUGCACAGGUCAGGCAGCGCUGGUGGUGGGGGGAGAGAGAUGGGAGUUAACGUUUCAGGCCAGGGAUCUCUCUGCAGAACCUUCUGAUGGGAGGCUCAGCGACCUGGAACGUGAACCGUGCCCUUCCCCACAGUUGCUGCCUGACCUGCUGAAUAUCUCUGGUGUGCUGUAACCCUGAGGCAGCCCACGGUGAUCCGGAGGGUGGGAGGGGCUGUUUGAUCACGUGGCGCACCACCACCCUGCUGAGGUGUCCACUGACACUUCUCCCCAAGCCCCCACCACCCCCAGCCCACCCGUGUGGGACCAGUGUGUCAGACCCUGUGGGUGGGACAGACAGUCCCAGUCAGUCCUCACGGGACACGGUUAAACUCCAGCCCUCGGGCUGAAGACCAACAUUCCACUGGGCCUGAGGUUUCCUUGUACCUGGGCACCAGCCUAUUGCAGCGCACAAGGAGGAUAUUCAGCCCAUUGAGUCCAUGUUAGUUCUGUGGAUCGAUCCCAUCAGUCCCAUUCCCUUAUUUCCCUGUGGCCCUGCAGUUUAACCUCAAUCCUGCAUGCUGGAUAAUUAGAUAAAGGUUGGAACUGUCGGGAAUUGGGCAGGAGCCCGGGAACUGGGGUAAAGCAGGAGGAAAGUGGUUUAUCCAAGAGGGAAUAUCUUCCCAAGCUCCCAACCCCCUUCUCUCCUUGGGAGCUUAGGAAGAUAUCCCGAGUUCUCCCUCCCGGAAUCCUCCCACCACGUGGACUGCCUGUCCCCAUCUGUCAGUGUCUUGAGAAACACCCCUCCUUCACCCACACUCGGACCCUCCCUCCUGCCUGCUACCUCCCACCACAUUCCCAGGGAUCCUACCAAUCCCUCCCCUUGGCUAACUGUCUCAAGCAGAACUGGAAGUCCAUAUAGACACCAUCCGCCACACAGGGGUCUCUAUUGAACCCCCCCCCCCAACCAGGGUCCAAUCUGCCCACACAUAUAACCCAGCCACCCCCUCAAUUUCAGACACUGUGCCCUCGAUGGUUGAUGUGUCCGGCCAUGGCUCUGAGCUGAUUUCUCUUCCCUUUGAUUUCUUAAAGAAAAAAAUUCCAAUCCGGAGGCUCGCCUGAACCUGGAGUUUGGAAAGUAAACUCUGCCCCAAGCCCUUCCUGUGUUUCUCAGCAGAAAGCAUUGGAACUGUCUUGUCUCAUUUUCCCCACACCAGCUUGUCUGAGAUUUCAGUCCCAGCAUCACCCUGAAACCAGGCUCUUUCACCAUUACACAAGGUCCUGCAUUAAAGGGCUUGUGCUGGUUCCAGCAGCAAUUGUGUGAUUCAGGGAGGAUGGGGCUGGGGAAACUGAGACCAGCAUAGAGGGGUGGUGGGGAUGGACAGGGGAGGACAUGGUGACCAAUCUAGUCUUGUGAACACACACUGGUCCUGCAGGAGUAACCUUCCCUUUAACGUAGAACUCUGCCCCUUUAAUGAGGGGAAAACUUUCCCUUUAACCUCUCAAUCCAAGGAGGAGAAGCGGCAAUGUGCUGUGUUAAAGGGGAGGUUCCCCUCUUAAAGGGGCAAUGUUCUGUAUUAAGGAGAAGGUAAAACUCUCAUUAAAAGGACAGGGUUCUAUGUUAAAGGGAAGGUUCCCCCUCAUUAAAGGAGCUGAGUUCUGUAUUAAAGAGUAGGUGCCUCAUCAUUAAAGGGGCAGUGUUCUGUAUUAAAGGGUAGUUUCCUCCUCAUUAAAGGGGCAGUAUUUUGUGCUAAAGGUGAAGUUGCUUCCAUUGAGGGAGCAGAAUGCUGUGUUAAAGGGGAAGUUCCGCCCUAGCAAGGGGGACAGAUAUUUUUCUAGGCCGGGCUCUCUCCAGGUCCGGCAUGACCUAAAGGGGCUGAGUGACCGGUUCACGAAAUGCCGACAGCACGGUCUCCCUGGCUCCAACCACUGCACAUGACUUAGCAAUAAAAGCCCGCACAGAGCCUCUUACCCCUCGACGUGGCAGACAGCGGGCAUGCUUAGUGCCCGUUCCCUGCCCCCUACGCCCCAGCCCACCGCUCUCGGAGAUGCCCAGAGCUCCCACAGAAAACACUGACAUCCUACCCGUGGGGAUGGGGCGGUGGCGGGAGCUGAGGUCAACUUUCAGCCAAUGAUCUUACUGAACAGCAGGGAGGUCGAGGGGCCGAAUGGCCUACUAUUCCAACGCCUUUCGUUUGUUUUUUUAUAAAAGAUGUGUCUGUACCCUGGAACUCUGAACGAUAACGAUAUCUCACUCACAGGAGACUGAUUUUUCUGGCAUCCAAAUCAUUUGCCUGUUCUAUAAAUGUGUAUAUAUGGAUUAUUCGAUGUACUCAAUUUCACACUUAAUUUUUAUCAGGUUAUGCAUUCUGUAUUAAUAAAUUUAAAACACACACGA
Molecule: messenger RNA, 5946 nt
Organism: Pristis pectinata (smalltooth sawfish)
Lineage: Eukaryota; Metazoa; Chordata; Chondrichthyes; Rhinopristiformes; Pristidae
Product: large neutral amino acids transporter small subunit 4-like
Exons: 14
Coding region: 193-1896 (567 amino acids)
Biological process (GO): transmembrane transport; neutral amino acid transport
Molecular function (GO): neutral L-amino acid transmembrane transporter activity; L-amino acid transmembrane transporter activity
Source: RefSeq, a predicted model, not a curated record